CCCUUUCCUCCCUCUCCUCCUCUUCCUGUGAACAAUGCACCCACGCAAACGAAAUCGAUAAUGAUGCCCCGGCCCUUCCCUUUCCCCUUCAACGUUGGCACAGACAUCUGCUCCAUCGACCGCAUCUUCGGCAUCCUCAAAGGCAGCAACGGGCGCCGCUUCGUGCGAAGAGUGCUAAUUGAACGGGAAAGACAUGAGGGGUUGGAGAGGUGCGAUGGGCCGCUUCAGAGAUGGAGGUUAGCGGGACGGGUGUCGAGUGUGCUGGAGUGGAAGAGGAGGGAACUAGGGCUCACGGUUAGGGAGUUGAAUAAGCGGAGGUAUAAGUUGAAGGCGCAGGCGGGUGGGUUGGGGGCGUAUUUUAUGGGGGAGGUGGACGGGGACGAGGCGGAGGGUGGAAAGGGGAAGGGAAAGGGAGGGAAGGGGGGGAAGAAGAUUCGGUUUGCGAUUCGGGAGGAGUUGAGGAGGGAACUUGAGAGGGAGAUCAGGGCUGAGGAGGAAGCGGAGAGGAAAUUGCAUUUAGAGGAGGGUGAAAAGGAGUUUGUGGAUGGGGAGGAGGCGGUGCUGGCGAGGGAACAUGCUGGGAUGGGUGGAGAAGAGGGUGAGGAGUCUACUGUCGUUUUUGGAGGGGAGGAGACUGCGACGUCUAGUGAGGAAGCAAGGAAAGAAGUGGUGGACAAGAAAGAGGGAUCGGAAGUUAAGAAGGAGGAAGAGACACCCGCGCAGAAGAAGCAGAAGAGGCUGGAUGAUGCGGAUAUUAUGAUUAGGUUACUGGAUGACCAUGAGAAGGAAUUGGAGACUGCUGCAGAAGGGUUGUGGAAAGCGGCGGAGUUUCUGGCUGGUCGAUUCGCCGCUAAAGAAGCAGCUAUCAAAGCUCACCAUAACCGCAAACUCACAUACCACUCCAUCGCCAUCCACCGACCGCCCAGCAGCGACCCCUUAGAAGGCUCUCAGCCCCCUCUAGCCGUUAUCCUGCCAGAAUCAGGCAAUUGGGAAGAAGGAAAAGAGGCGAAGAUUAGCAUCAGUCAUGACGGGGAGUAUGCUAUCGCAACCUGCUUAGCAUUUGAACCUAGACCGAAACACCGUAUGGAGGGAUCUCGCAGGUGGCAGCCUACCGGUACAAUAUCCGAGACGAGCAAACAUAUAUAUAACCAGCUAGAGAUGGAUGAUAUGGAGCCCGAAGAGGAAGAAGACGAACACAGAUGGAGGGAGAUGGAAGAGGCGUUGGAAGAGAAAGACCGAGAAUUGGCGGGGAUAAAUGAUCCCAGGCGUUUAGUCAAGGUCGAACAACUCUCCGAUGAUGUUACAGCGGAGGAUUUACUCGAGCUUUUUAAAGGAAAGAGCGAGAAGCUGAAGGUGCAUAUUGCAGUUGCUGCUGAUGGGAAGAGGAGAGGGUAUGCGUUUGUCUCGUUUGCGAAUUCGAGAGAGGCGACCAGGGCGACACGUCAGAUGGAUCGGACGUUGCUUGGGGGGAAGAAGACUAUUUGUCGGUGGAUGGGGGGAAAGAGGGCGAGGAUUAGGGGUUUGGGAGUGGGUGGGAAGAAGAUCUUUAAGGGGGAGGGAAUUGGGCCGUGGGUUGAGCCUAAGUCUGGGGAGGGUGGGGAGACUGAAAUUUCGGUUUCUGAUGUGGCAGAGAAGGAGAAGUAGCUGAAGUUAUGACUGGAAAUGUCCAAGGUCCGGCAAGCGCUGGCUUAUUUGAAUGUUACAAGAAUGUACAGUAUUAUAUAUGUGUGUACGAUUGGAUAUAGAGAGAUGUCUCUCCAACUGUAUCAUUAUAUCAAAAAGUACGAGCUCUGAGCGGUUGCUUUCAGCGCAGGGGUGUUUCCUGGGUCUCCUUCAAAAGUUAAUUCUAUCCGAAAAUAAACAACAAAAGUGCGAAGGCUUCCUUGAGUGUUUUUUAUCUCUUUUGUGGAUGGGAGAAAAGCAUGACAACAGAUGUUACUGAGGAUCUCGAAGUUUCAAGGAUUCGAGAGGGCUUUGGCAGAAAGGGGCAAUGAGAACGUGGACUUGGCCUUAAGCGAGUGUCACGAUUCAUACUUCC
This is a messenger RNA of Hyaloscypha bicolor E, 2038 nucleotides long. RefSeq lists its product as uncharacterized. The record is from RefSeq and is a predicted model, not a curated record. Gene Ontology annotation, cellular component: nucleus; cytoplasm. The coding region runs from base 61 to 1644 and encodes 527 amino acids. Lineage: Eukaryota; Fungi; Ascomycota; Leotiomycetes; Helotiales; Hyaloscyphaceae. Gene Ontology annotation, molecular function: holo-[acyl-carrier-protein] synthase activity; magnesium ion binding; mRNA binding. The transcript has 2 exons.